GGCGAGGAUGCUGAAAAUAUCCACGGGAAUUACGAAACGUCAAAUUUAUUCAAGAAUUCCAAAAUCUCGAAACUAUGCCGCGACAGUGACAGGUGGAAUAACUGGAAUCGGACAACCUCAAACUCUAAAGGUGAGCAGGACCCGAGGGACUCCGAGCACCAGAACGGACCUGAAGGAAGCCCUGUUAGAAAAAAUACCCCUUCACUACGACCUGCUGCGAAAGUUUCGCACUCGUUACGGGAACUCCGUUGUCAGUCACAUCACCGUAAAUGACCUGUAUCAAGGUUUGAAAGGUGUAAGCACUGCGGUCAGAGAAACUUCGGAAAUCGAUCCAAAACUUGGGGUCAAGUAUCGAGGGCUCACGAUCCCCGAAGUUGUCGCGCUGCUACCACGUCGGGGAAAUUCACCCUGCCCGGAGGCUGUUUUCUGGCUUUUGUUGACCGGCGAUAUUCCGAGCCACGAACAAACCGCCUCGUUGACAGCGGAUUGGAUAUCGAGGCGGCAGAGGCGAAGAGAAUGGUGGGCAGAAAAAGGCGGAGGGAUCGUCGGUACGGUUUUAAAAACUUUACCGGAAAAUGUAUCACCCCUCGGAAGAUUGUGCGUCGCUCUGACGACUCUUCGCGCCGAUAAACACAUGCGAGACGCCUUGAAAAUUGGAGCGACCACUCACACGCACUGGGAAUACACUUACGAAGACUGCAUGGAACUCUUGGCGACUUUGCCGACGAUCGUGGGUCUGGUCAGCCAGUCAAAAAGUCUAGAUCAUAUUUCCGACGAAGGAGAUUGGGUCGAUCUUUUACUGGACUGUCUGGGAAACGUGGCUGCGGAUGACAAGGGGAAAAAAUCAUCCCUCGGCGAAUUCCUGCGCCUCUAUAUUACCGUGAACGCGGACGAAGACAGCGGUUCCCCGGGCGCUCACAUGACCCAAAUCCUCGGAUAUUCGACGUUAGAUCCGAGCCAGGCUUUAGCAGCGGGUGUCAUGGCGUACGCCGACGAACCACAAGGUGGAUCGAUGCUCCAGUGCAUGGACUUUCAAGCGAAACUCCAGAACGCAUUGGGAUGUGAGCCGACGGAAACUGCUAUGAAAAGCUACCUCGGUCUCCUGGUCGAUCGAGAAAUACUUCCGAGCGGUUAUAAAGAGUCGGAAUUUUGUGACCCGAGAUAUAUGAUGUUGAGAAAUUUCGCGAGAGAACGUCUACCGGAUGCGCCUCAGAUCAAGCUCUCUCGGUCCAUUUCAAAAGUUCUGAUUCCGAUGCUGAAGGAAGCUAAAUCGAAGAAUACCUGGCCUGAGCCUAACGCGAUAGCGGCUCCCAUUUUUCAAUAUUACGGUCUUCGAGAUAUGGAGUUCAAUCAGGUUCUGUUGUGUAUGUCCCGUGCCUUGGGGGCUGUUGCUUCCAUAAUUUGGGCCAAAGCCAUCAACGCUCCUGUUGAACGCCCUAGGUCGCAUUCCACCUACACUUACGUGGAAACCCAACAUAAUGUUCAAGUUAAAACGAAAAAAUACCCAGUGGAAGACGUGAAACGAUUCUUAAAGUAGACGUGGUGUAACAGAAGCCGACUCCAAUUUGCCUAUUUUUGAUUUGAAUGUGCCAAAUCGAGAAUCCUCGAAGAAGAAUUCAAAUGUGCUGAAUGCGCAGAUGGAGAUGGCAGUUUUGACGACCAAUAGCCUCAGUUUGUCGUCACUCCUGUAAAUGGCGUGACAUUUCAUCGAACGCACCUACGUACCGAUGAAUCCAGCGAUUGUACACAUCGUACGUCAAAAUUGUGAUAAAUACUUGCUUAAUGAUAAUCUGUCAAUGUUUUUCGAUAUUUAUACGUGCAUAGAAAAGAGUGAGAAUUUAUUUCGAAUAAAA
Athalia rosae (coleseed sawfly) is the source of this 1853-nucleotide messenger RNA. Its product is annotated as probable citrate synthase 2, mitochondrial. The record is from RefSeq and is a predicted model, not a curated record. Bases 8 to 1537 code for a protein of 509 amino acids. The transcript has 9 exons. NCBI's taxonomy places the organism in Eukaryota, Metazoa, Arthropoda, Insecta, Hymenoptera, Athaliidae. Gene Ontology annotation, biological process: carbohydrate metabolic process; tricarboxylic acid cycle. Gene Ontology annotation, cellular component: mitochondrial matrix.